GGAAGGCGCGGAGUGUGAGGCUAACUAGUUUGGUGUUAGUUGGUUAUUUGUAAAUACGAAAAUCGUAAACCUUGACUUACUCGAAUUCGAACGUUAGUCAUAGUAGUCUUGCCUCUAGCUUGUAGCACGAGGCCCUGACGAAUUGUAUACAAAACCCGACAUGACUUAAUGAAGUGGUGGGAACGACAAAUUACUAGAUGAGGUCAGAAAGCCAAACUCACCUAACUCUUCCCCGAGAAACCUUAGAAAAUCAGAGAAUCGGUUUACGUCUAGUGUGUAGGCCGGCGCUUACUUUAGUUCUUGCUCUAAUCGUGAAUCAUUUAGUGCGGGAAAAUCCAUGAACGUUACUCGAACGGUGGAAGUGUAGCUUCAUAUCUGAAUGUCAGCCUUGGCACCUCGCGCUCCAGCACAAAGUCAAUAACCGGCGUUUUCCAAUAAAUGGUUGUUAUAUAUUAGUUAUUUUAUAUUGUUGUUAUUAAAGAUGAAAUGGAGGAUCACAGGUGUGUGACAUUCUACGUUGAUGAAGCGACUCUUGAUUAACCGUAAAUUAUUAUAAACGAUAGUAGCUUGAAGGCAGAAUAUAACAUGGCGUCUUUAACGAGGCUUAUUAGGUACCCGACGGCUCUGGGUCGCAUUAUUAUUAUUAUAAUGAACAACAUUUAUUGUAUUCCAACCUAUGUUAUAUGGAUGAUAAUAUUGACACCAUUAAAGUGCAUAAACUCCAAGGCCUAUUAUAAAAUCGAGGGGUUGUUUUUCCAUUGGCUCUUGGCCAUUGUUGCAUUAUGGUCAUACACAGCUGGCUAUGACAUUGUAGAAACUGGUGACGAUAUUUCCGAAUGUAGAGAUAAAAGAACACUUGUGAUAGUUAACCAUCAAAGUACAGCGGAUGUUCCACUUUUGAUGGCCAAUUUUAAUACAAAGCGAGGCGUCUUGCCAAAUAUUAUGUGGAUUAUGGACAGACUUUUCAAAUAUACUAACUUUGGAAUUGUUAGCAUGAUUCAUCAAGAUUUUUUCAUUACUUCGGGCAAGCAGCAUCGUGAUUCGUCCAUUCGGGCUUUGAGGGAGCAUAUACAAUAUACUUACUUCGAAAGCACAAAGAAAUGGAUUGUGCUAUUUCCAGAAGGUGGAUUCUUGCGAAAGCGCAAAGAAGUUAGCAGAAAUUUUGCGUUAAAAAAUAAUCUGCCGCUUUUAGAAUACGUUACAAUACCCCGCGUAGGAGCAUUUCAAGCAAUAUUUGAAACAAUGCGUUCAAAAGAUUCAAAUUACUCGCAAAAUACAGUACAGUCAAAUAAUGUAUCUUUAAAUAAGAAUAUAGAGCAAGCGCUGUUAGAAUAUGUGCUCGAUAUAACAGUUGCUUAUCCCGAUCAAAAUCCGUUGGAUCUUUCAAAUAUUGUACAUGGCCUUAGGAGACCCUGCACAACGUAUAUGUUUUAUCGCCUUUAUAAAGCUGAGAGUGUACCUAGAGAAGAAAAUGCUAUGAAACAAUGGCUUUAUGAUCGUUUCAUAGAGAAAAAUGGGUUGUUGGAAAAUUUUUAUAAGUUAGGAACUUUCAUCCCAAAUGAACCACUGCAUGAACAUUUGAUUCAACAAGAUGUACUUCGUUUUGUGUUAAUAAAUGUCUUCUUUAUAAUUUCAACAUAUUUUCACAUGAAAUUAAUAUACAAAUUUUACGCGCAAUGUGUUUAUUACGUACACCAAGUGACUUCGUAAUACAGGACAAUUUCAAUAGCAGAUUUAAUCUGAUAGGUAAAUAACCAUUUUAUAAUAAAUCAAUAAAUGUCAAACAUUCAAAGA
This is a messenger RNA of Hermetia illucens (black soldier fly), 1794 nucleotides long. RefSeq names its product acyl-CoA:lysophosphatidylglycerol acyltransferase 1-like. Lineage: Eukaryota; Metazoa; Arthropoda; Insecta; Diptera; Stratiomyidae. Gene Ontology annotation, cellular component: endomembrane system. The coding region runs from base 586 to 1710 and encodes 374 amino acids. The record is from RefSeq and is a predicted model, not a curated record. The transcript has 6 exons. Gene Ontology annotation, molecular function: acyltransferase activity.